GAGCGGAUCAUGUCAUCCCGACCACAAGUUUAUUUGACCCGAAAGGAAUGUUUCAGUGCGUGUCACCGGUUGCAUAGUCCCUUUCUAAGCGAGGAAGCGAACCGAGAGGUUUACGGCAAAUGUAACAAUCCAAACGGGCACGGACAUAACUAUACCGUGGAGGUCACGGUACGUGGCCCGGUUGAUGCUAAAACGGGCAUGGUGAUGAACAUAACCGAUCUAAAGGAGUACAUGGAGCAAGCAAUAAUGAAAAAGUUGGAUCAUCUUAAUCUCGAUAAAGACGUGCCAUACUUUAAGAAUCUCGCUAGCACUACUGAAAACGUGGCCAUCUUCAUAUGGGACAGUUUAAAGCUAAUCAUGAGCAAGCCGGAGCUACUGUACGAAAUUAAGAUAUACGAGACGGACAAAAAUUCGGUCAUCUAUCGUGGGGAGAAACAUUCUGCUGGGCAUCAUCAUCAUCAUCAGGAGGCGGUAAAACAGUCGCGAGUUACAAACUCAUCCGAAAACUCGUCGAAUCUUUCGUCCGACUCGGACGGUUAG
Molecule: messenger RNA, 540 nt
Organism: Anopheles maculipalpis
Lineage: Eukaryota; Metazoa; Arthropoda; Insecta; Diptera; Culicidae
Gene: purple
Product: 6-pyruvoyl tetrahydrobiopterin synthase
Exons: 3
Coding region: 10-540 (176 amino acids)
Biological process (GO): tetrahydrobiopterin biosynthetic process
Cellular component (GO): mitochondrion
Molecular function (GO): 6-pyruvoyltetrahydropterin synthase activity
Source: RefSeq, a predicted model, not a curated record